CAUUGAUCGAAUGCUGACCUACAAUCCGCCCGUGUACCAUGGCUUCCAGUACCCUGGCGAGUACGAGGCGCUGGCCUGGAUUAUCGGGUGCACCGGCUUGCUGCAGGUGCCCAUCGGUGCAUUUGCAUGCGUUGUGGAGAACGUCAGGUACCCAGCUCGAGCAUUUCAGCCCGAGUACCACUGGGAACCGAAUACACCGAACCGAGUGAAUGCGUACUUCGAGGAGCUUGAGGAACAGGGUGACUCGAGCGCCGAGGUCCAGGGCGUCCUCUACGACGCAACUGAGGCACUCGAAGUAUCCAUAGACGUCGACGAGCCCCUCACUUUCAAGCCAGAGAUGGAUGAGACUGAGGCAUGAAUAGCGACGUGGGCAGCGUCAUCCCUCGCCUACUUGACAACGCUCCUCGCAAAGACUACUGUGCGGCUGUAUGCGUACUCUGAAGUACUUUUUAUGAGCGAAUAUUUUCGUUUGGGCAGCGAGCAUAACUUCAAUAAAGCGAUUUGUUUCUCU
Molecule: messenger RNA, 511 nt
Organism: Dermacentor andersoni
Lineage: Eukaryota; Metazoa; Arthropoda; Arachnida; Ixodida; Ixodidae
Source: RefSeq, a predicted model, not a curated record